UUUCAGGUCUUUUCCUGUACCACAAAAUAAUGGAGUGACAGCUACCUUCAUUUCAUGUUCCUGGACAACAUUUCUUUAGUGUGCCACUUUGAGUCCCGAUGCCUGCCUUGAUCUGUUCAGCCUUAGCAGGCAGGGGAAGGUCUCACCUCCUAUCCUGCAUAAGAGGAUCAUGCCAGCAGCUUAGAGUUCCCUUGUCUUCUGGAGUUUGGCCUUGUGCAUCCAAGCAUAUAAACCUCCAUCAGGGCUGUCGUGGACCCCUUACUCCCCAAAUCACAGCCUCUGUCAGGUGCUCAGAUUUGUCCACACAGAAAUAUGACAUGAUUUAUAAAUUCCCUCACAUAAAGCUCUUCAGAGCCGUGUCCAGGCUAAAAUUACUCCAAACCGGGAUCACUGUGAUUAUCCUUCCACCUGUGUACAUUCUAUAUCUAAUGGGAGAUGUCUCCCUUUUUCUUGUCAACUACACGACGGGAACGGCUCUGUUUGCUGGUGUCAUGUUGUACACAGCUAGCCACUUCUUCAGGAGGGUUGUGGGAAUGAUGUACCUGGAUUCGGCCCAUAAUACGCUCAAAGUGUCCCACCUGACAUUCUGGGGUAGGCGCCAUGACAUCUACAUGCCCGUGUCUGAUGUUAUGACUAUUGCGGACACCGGGGACUCUUCACAUGAGACUGUACUGAAACUGAAGCGUUAUAGCACUCCCCAGACUUUGCUUUUCUCCACACGUUUUGGACAGGUGGUGGACAAGCAACGCUUUGAGAAGGUUUUUGGAAGUUCAAAUUGAUGUUUGCUAUGUGUCAUAAUGUUGCACAAUGUUAAUUUGUGUAACCAGACGACAUCAAGGUUAGAAGCACAGGAAUUCAAAUAUUAAGAUUAUUAAGGCUUCAGUGAAGAGUCAAUUUGCUCUGACCUCUGUCGCUAUAAUACAAAGAAAGGAAUUAGGUGAGAAAUAAAAGGAACGUGAAUAUUUCA
This is a messenger RNA of Syngnathus typhle (broad-nosed pipefish), 967 nucleotides long. It is a transcript of the gene tmem186, whose product is annotated as transmembrane protein 186. Gene Ontology annotation, cellular component: mitochondrion. NCBI's taxonomy places the organism in Eukaryota, Metazoa, Chordata, Actinopteri, Syngnathiformes, Syngnathidae. The record is from RefSeq and is a predicted model, not a curated record. The transcript has 2 exons. Bases 99 to 779 code for a protein of 226 amino acids.